AUAGAUUUAAAGGGCAAAACUGAAGUUACCAAUAAUGGUAUCUGAAAGAUGAUGAAACCGUGUGAAAAUUUGAAGAGAGUGAAAGGUUACUAGUAAUUGAUUGAUCAUUUUUUCGUCUGUAUGAUACUGUACGUUCGAACUAUUUGCUGGGCAUAUGGAUAAAAAAAAUUAAGCACCGCAUCAAGCUAUAAUUGUCCAUUGUAAAAUUCAUAGUCUCUAACUUCAGACUUAACUUCUGAACGAUAUAGUAAUAUAUACACACGUGUGUGCUGAGCUGAGUAACCCGAGUUGAACAGCGACCAGCUUUCGAGAGAAAGAGGUGGAAAACUAUCCUGUCACAAUGGUGCAGCCAGUUCCUGAUCAUAUGAACUUUCCUCAAGAGGAGGAAAAGAUCCUUCAACUUUGGAAAGAAUUGGAUGCUUUUCAUUCCUGCCUCAAGCAAUCCAAAGGAAAACCAAGGUACUCCUUCUAUGAUGGGCCACCCUUUGCUACUGGUUUACCUCACUAUGGCCACAUCUUGGCUGGAACUAUCAAGGAUGUUGUGACUCGUUAUGCCCAUCAGAGUGGCUUCCAUGUUGAAAGAAGAUUUGGAUGGGAUUGCCACGGUCUUCCAAUUGAGUAUGAAAUUGACAAGAAGCUUGGCAUCACUGGACCUGAUGAUGUGGCAAAGAUGGGCAUUGAAACCUACAACAAUGAGUGUAGGAAGAUUGUCUCUCGCUAUGCUGGCGAAUGGGAGGAAAUAGUCACCCGUCUUGGCCGUUGGAUAGAUUUCCGAAAAGAUUACAAGACCCUGUACCCAUGGUACAUGGAGAGCGUGUGGUGGGUGUUCAAACAGCUUUAUGAUAAGGGAUUGGUCUACAGAGGUUUCAAGGUGAUGCCCUUUUCCACUGCGUGUAACACCCCUCUCUCCAAUUUUGAGAGUGGACAGAAUUACAAGGAUGUUGUAGAUCCUGCUGUGAUUGUGAAUUUCCCGUUUGAUGAUGAGCCAGGAGUCAGCAUGAUUGCUUGGACCACCACCCCGUGGACCCUGCCCAGUAACCUGGCCCUGUGUGUCAACCCUGCUAUGGACUAUGUGAAGAUCAAGCACAAGAAGGAUGGCAAAGUCUACAUCAUGAUGGAGGCUAGACUAGGUGCCUUGUUCAAGAAGGAGAAAGAAUAUGAGAUCUUGGCCAAAUUUAAAGGAAACACACUCAAGGGUAGGAAGUAUCAACCACUCUUUCCAUACUUUGCUCAGUUGAAAGAGACUGGUGCUUUCAAGAUUUGUACCGAUGGCUAUGUGACAGACGACAGUGGUACAGGAGUUGUCCAUCAAGCAGCUUUCUUUGGACAGGAUGAUUACCGGGUGUGUAUCGAACAUGGUAUAAUCUCCAAGGAGCAGGUCGUCUGCCCAGUGGAUGCCAGCGGUCGGUUCACCAGUGAGGUUACUGACUUUGUUGGCCAGUAUGUGAAGGAUGCUGACAAGAACAUCAUAAAAAAACUGAAAGAGUUAGGUCGCCUAGUAGACAGUAGCUCCUGUAAGCAUAGCUACCCAUUCUGCUGGCGUUCAGAUACUCCACUCAUCUACAAGGGAGUACCAAGCUGGUUUAUCAGGGUGGAAACCAUGGUAGAUCGUCUACUGGCCAACAACCAGACCACAUACUGGGUACCAGAGUUUGUGAAGGAGAAGCGGUUUGCUAACUGGUUACGUGAUGCACAUGACUGGGCUAUCUCUAGGAACCGAUACUUUGGUACCCCCAUCCCUCUGUGGGUGAGCGAGGAUUUUGAAGAGAUUGUCUGUGUUGGGUCAAUCCAAGAGCUCAAUGAACUGACGGGCGUGGACACCACCGAUCUACAUAGAGAGAAUGUUGAUAAGCUGACCAUCCCAUCAAAGCGUCCUGGUAAACCACCCCUUCGUCGUAUUUCAGAAGUCUUUGACUGCUGGUUUGAGAGUGGCAGUAUGCCCUAUGCCCAAAUGCAUUACCCGUUUGAGAACAAGAAGGAGUUUGAAGAGAGUUUCCCUGCAAACUUCAUUGCUGAGGGUAUAGACCAGACUAGAGGAUGGUUUUACACCUUGAUCGUGUUAUCUGUGGCACUCUUUGACAAGCCUGCUUUCAAAAACUUGAUAGCCAAUGGGUUGAUCUUAGCAUCAGAUGGACAGAAGAUGAGCAAGCGUAAGAAGAAUUAUCCUGACCCGAUGAACGUCGUCACCAAGUAUGGUGCAGAUGCUCUCAGGCUGUACCUGAUCAAUUCACCUGUGGUCCGAGCUGAAAAUCUACGUUUCCAGGAAACGGGAGUCAGGGAUGUCCUCAAAGAUAUCUUUCUACCUUGGUUCAAUGCAUACAGAUUCCUCAUGCAGAAUUUAGAGAAACUAGAAAGGGAUGAGAAUGUAAAGUUCAUUCACAAUGAGCAUACCUUCAAGCCAUCAGAUAACAUCAUGGAUAGGUGGAUCCUUUCCUUUACACAGUCUCUCACAAAGUUCUUUCAUCAGGAGAUGGCUGCAUAUCGCCUAUAUACAGUGAUUGUGAGACUGGUGAAGUUUGUAGAUAUGCUGACCAACUGGUACGUCAGGUCAAACAGGAAACGAUUGAAGGGAGAAGGUGGAAGCAAGGACUGUGAAGAUGCCCUACAUGCUCUCUUCAGUGUGAUGUACAGCAUGGUGCGUAUCAUGUCACCCAUCACUCCCUUCCUCACUGAGCAUAUGUACCAGAACCUGAGACACCUAGUAGAGACAGAUCCUACCUCUACACAAGAUACAAGGAGUGUUCAUUACCUGAUGCAGCCUAAACCAAGGGAAGAUCUGAUUGAUAGCAAGAUUGAAACAGCAGUAUCCAACAUGCAGACAGUUAUUGAGCUUGCUAGAGUGAUCCGAGACAGGGCCACCAUACCCACCAAGUAUCCACUGAAGGAGGUGGUUGUUAUCAACACCGAUCAGGAUUGCCUGGAUGAUGUCAGGUCUCUGGAGAAGUAUGUCAUCGAGGAGCUGAAUGUGAGGAAGGUCACAACCUCCCGAGACAAGGGAAAGUACCACGUCUCCCUUCAUGCAGAACCAGAACACAUGAUCCUAGGCAAACGUCUCAAGGGUGACUUCAAGAAGGUCUCUGACAUGAUCAGAAAGCUUACCGAUGAUCAGCUUCAAGGGUUCAUAUCAAAGGGUGAGAUUGAGGUUGAUGGUCACAUGCUAGGCAAGGAAGACCUGAGGUUGAGUUACAGCAUGGCAGAAUCUGCAGCGGGAUCUUCUCAGUACCAGGCUCAUUCAGAUGGAAAGAUCCUUGUGCUUCUAGAUGUUACACCAGACCAAUCUAUGGUGGAUGAGGGUGUGGCCAGAGAGGUAAUCAAUCGUAUCCAGAAGCUCAGGAAAAAGGCAAGCCUAGUGCCUACAGAUGAGAUCACUAUCUUCUACAAUGUUGAACCAGCCAGCGAUAGAUUGACAAAGAUCAUCCCAGCUCAUAAGGAAUAUAUCUUCAACACCAUCAAACAACCACUAACACUAGCUCCAGUACCUACUGGCACAGAAGAAAUCAUCAGAGAAACAUUUCAGCUGAAGGGCCCCAGUCUUGAGCUCAUCAUUGUCAAAGGUCAUCAGGAAGCAUCGGGCGCUUCCUCCAGGGCUGCCACUGCUGCUACCGCUUCAACCAAUGGCCCUACCCCUUACUGCAAGUUUGUCAAUGUAGAGCUAUGCGACACCAAGCCCUCCCUUGGGGCUAGAUGCGGGCGGGGUACAGUGCUCCUGGAAAACCCUCCUGGUGACUACCUGCUGACCGUUGAUCAACUGACCCAUCAUGUAGGGGUCAUCUUUGGACUCCAUGGGAAGAAGAUUCAGCUGUACCGUUCAAAGAACAAAAGUAAUGGUUUGAAUUCAAGCAAUGUCAAGUCUCUUCUGUCAUUGAGUGGUAGUACUCUGUAUGCAUACGUCAGUUGAUGAGAACAGUCAAGUGUAGUAUUUACGUAGUCUGUAAUUAUGCACAUUCACUAUUUUGGGUUGUAUACCAAGAAGGGGUUGCACAUGCCACUACCAUGGUUAAUAAAUAUAUGUAUUUCAAUUUUAAUGUAGAGCUAAGUAAUCAAGUUGUGAGGCAAUGGUACAUUAAUGAAUGUUUCUUAUGUGCUGAUAUGCAGCUCUGUAUGUUGCAGCUGUAUUACCUUCUGUAAAUACCAGGCUUGGAUAGUUCAGGAUGAGGUUAAGAUAAAGUGUGUGUCAUAUUACAUGUAUUGAAACAAAACCAUACUAGAUGUGUUAAGUUUUUCUCUGAUCUGCAUCCUAUAUUUAGAGUACAUUAAUCUUUUUUACCUUUCACCGCAAAAUAACUAAUACUAAUUGGAGUUUAGUAUAGAGGGCCAAAAAAGGAGAGAAGUUGUUGAAAAUCAGUGGGGUAUAUUUGCUAUUUUCUAAAAGAUAAUACAUCAGUGUAUCAUUUGUCUAAAUUUCAGGGUCAGAUGUGCAACUUUCAUUUAUUUGAGUUUUUGAAAUUGGUGUCCACUAUCAUUUGAUCACACAAUCUCUGUCCUAUUCAUGAAGAUGGCUUUAAGGAAACUUGCCAUGAUUAGAUGAAAGGGUUGUGCUAGUGUUAAGAAAAUGAAAGGGUUAUAAUUUCUGAAGGUUUCCAUGGCGAAGAAGAAUAGUGUAGUAGGUUUCACGGUACACCAUGUAUCUUUCUUGGGCAUAUGUUGGUCCUGAAAAGGACCACCCAAUCUCGACGUUUCGACAAGUGUGUUCUCCUGAGGACGACAAGAACACACUUGUCGAAACGUCGAGAUUGGGUGGUCCUUUUCAGGACCAACAUAUGCCCAAGAAAGAUACAUGGUGUACCGCUACUACACUAAUGAAAGGGUUAUUUGUAUUCAAAAGUCAGCAUAAUCCAGUAAUCCCCUCAUAAUGCUUGAUGAGGAUACUUGAAUAGAGCUUUGUAUGCAAAGGACAAUACACCCAGGUCUGUAUGCUUGAAUAAUCACACCCUAGAGUCUCAUUCUGGGAUGUAACCUGACUGAGUUCAAAGGCAUCUCCAAAAUGAAGUGAUUUAUUCAUGUGUAUCAUGUUAAAGCUAAGAAACCCUCUCUAACCUAUCUAAGGACAAAGGAAGGAAAUCUGGCGUGAAAAUUUAUCCUUGUAGGAUCAAGUGAAAUUACCCUCUUUGGAACAAAAAGCACAAGUAGAACAUAUAGUGUACAUUGAUUUUCAUUGUGUUGUACUGGGCUGGGAUGUGCAAACUAUUAUCCUAAGGAGGAUAGUGAUGGAUGAUUUAUUUCUGAAGAACACCAAAAAUGUGCAAAAGUCAGAUUAAAAGGGAGAAAAUGAGGAGUGAAUGGGUUUCAAUGGAUGGAUUCAUUCAAGCAUGUAGACAGUGUACUGGUAUUAUACAGGAUUGAAGCAAAUAUCCUUAGUAUGCAUUGUGAGGGGGCAAUCUUUAAAUUACUGUCAAUUAUUUGAAAGCUAUCUUAAUGGAUCAGAAUAUUGGGGAUAUUGCAAGAAAGAUAUUUGCAAUCAUUUGAAAUUUGCAAUUGAUAUUGAUCAAUUUUUACCUUCUUUUGUCAAAAGCAUACCAGCAAUCAAUAGCAAAUUUUGAAUCAAAUGAAAGACUAAUUAUUGACUUUAGAUCUACAAAUUACCUGUGAUUAAUGGCAAGUAUCUUGCUAUCCCCCAAACAGUCUCUAAGUUGUGCCUAUUGAUGUGAAAAAAAUCACAUACGAAUUCAAAGAAAAAAGCGAGUUGUAUCCCUUAUCCUCAAAAUUUGAUGAUUACGAGUACGAUGUUAAAAUCUUGUGUUGGUGUUGUGACAACACCAACACUUAAAGUGAGGCUUUUGUUUGAAUUGACCAUAGAAAAUAUGUAUUUCCAGCAGUUCAUGUUGAGCACUGGUGUUGAAUGUCAUUUGAGGUCAUGGCUCUGUUACACAAUAUUCCAUUAUCUAUUGCAAGAUGGCAAUAGCCAAUCAAGAUCGUUGUUGUAUGUGCAUGCUUGUUAAAUGCCAUACCAGUGAUGAAUCAGAAUUGUCCUAUCAAAUUACAAUGUAUUUGUGCUACAGAGCCAUGACUGUACCAGUAUGGGACAGCUGCAUCAAACCAAGUGAAUACCUUUGUGUGUGAUAAGAAGAUAUCUUGGUGGUAUUAUCAUUAGUUAAUCUGGGUUUGCAUCCACUCUAGACUAAACAAGAAUUUUAUUCCACACUCAAAUGGAAUGCUAGAUUUUAUCUUCCUUUUUCAAUGUUAUUAAAAAAUUUAAUAGACAAAAGAGUUUAUUGAGUUUCAUUUAUAUCCAUUACUUCUUUUUUUCUUAAAUAAUUUUGAAAGUAUUUUGGACACGUUUUAAAGCAAAACUGUAAUAAUCUGUACUUGGUGAGCGAGCUAUGAGUUGACACCAGAUAUGUGUGUUCAAUGUAAUCAGUGAUAUGCAAAUACUAAUCAAUCAAUGUGUUCAAAUGAAGUGUGGGGUGCAGAUUUUUUUCUUUCUUAUUUUUGUUGGCAAUCUUAUAGCUAUUGUAGAUACUUUCCAUUCUGUUAUAAUUCUGUGUAUCAUGCAUAUGAUUUUGCAGAUAAUAUAAUCGUUUCUGUGGCUAUGUCAUUGUGAAGAGCAGAACAGUUCUUAAAUACCUGUAAAACAUUCUAAUUAUUAGACAUUUAUAUUCAUAUUCAUCUUGAAAAUUCCACAUAUUACAGCAAUGUAUUAUGGGUAAUAUCAUGGAGGGGUCGGAAAUCACGUCCAAACAUUUCAUUGGAACAUAGUUCUUUUGGUCAUAUAGAAUCUGUAAUGAGUAUAUGUAUCUCUUCAAAUAAGAUUUUGGCCAUAUUGCAGUUGAAUAGGUACUGACAAAUAAAUGAAUAUUUUUUUAAAGAAUUAUCAAAAUAAUCUUUCAAAACAUACCAAGGUUUUUAUGUUAUUACCAGAUAGAUUCUGUUUCAUUUCAUUCUAUUCAUUUAAGUACACAUUUUUAUGUAGAUAUCUAGGUAUAUUUUGUAUCAUAUCUUUAUGUUUUUCUUCAAGAUGUUAUCUUUAUGUAGGAUGGUAGUUGGGUUCAUUCAAACCUCUUAUCUGAAGAAAAAAUUGAGUAAAUAUGACAUUGCCAUUGUAUGUCAUAUACAUGAAAAGGUCUCUAUUUCUGCUGUCUAAUAACAAGUAGCAACUCUAUAAAACAAAUUGCCUUGUAAGUGGAAAAAAUAUGCCAUUAUUUUUAUGUCAAAAUUUAUGAAGUUGCUUCCUUUUGAUAAUGUGUUUUGUCAAUUUGUUGAGUGUUGCGAACUUAAUUUUGAUAUUAUCAGUUAGGAAACAUAUUAAGUUAAAUGAUUUUUCAUUUUAGUUUAAUGAAAUGGAGUCUACUCUUUUCAUCAUUUGGCACCAGUAAAUAGGCCUGAAGAUUUUGUUUGACAACAUUUUCAGAGGUUUGGGGAAAAUUAGAAUAUUUUUUGCAAUGCUUUAGUAUAGUAUCAGUUUUUCAAAGAAUCUUUUAUGAUUUUAUACCAUAAAGAGUUCAGCACCUUGUGCCUUUUUAAGUAUAUUUGGUUCAAAGUUGUUUAAUUCUUUCAUCCUAUUGUCAUCACUUUCUUCAAUUUUGAUUUUCAUGUGUAUGAUGUGAUAUAACCUGAAUCCUUGAUUUUUUAAAACUAAAUCUCUAUUUGAGCUGGUGGAAUCAAGAUGAUUUUUUUUUCUCCCUCUAAUUAUUUUCCCUAAUAGCACUACCUUUUAUUUAAAUACAUUCAAAGAAUUGUAACAUAUUGAUAACAUGUACUCCUUAUAUCCAGGAGUCAAGAUGAAUAAUGAAUAUAUUGCACUUUUGUCAGUUCAAUGUUUUGUGUAUGUGAUAUCAAACAUUUUAGCAAUUAAAUUUGGUGAAACUGGAAAACCCAACAAAGCUUUGAAA
Lytechinus pictus (painted urchin) is the source of this 7829-nucleotide messenger RNA. Its product is annotated as isoleucine--tRNA ligase, cytoplasmic-like. Gene Ontology annotation, molecular function: tRNA binding; isoleucine-tRNA ligase activity; aminoacyl-tRNA deacylase activity. NCBI's taxonomy places the organism in Eukaryota, Metazoa, Echinodermata, Echinoidea, Temnopleuroida, Toxopneustidae. Gene Ontology annotation, biological process: isoleucyl-tRNA aminoacylation. The record is from RefSeq and is a predicted model, not a curated record. The transcript has 25 exons. Bases 341 to 3898 code for a protein of 1185 amino acids.